Messenger RNA from Coregonus sp. 'balchen', 12811 nucleotides. The record is from the annotation of a GenBank genome assembly. NCBI's taxonomy places the organism in Eukaryota, Metazoa, Chordata, Actinopteri, Salmoniformes, Salmonidae.
AUGAAACUUUUCUUUUUCUGCAGUUUUUGUUUUGGUCUCUCCUGUGCCAUAAUGUCAAUAUCAGCGUAUGAUCCUCAUCGUAAGUGACAGACAUUAUCCCCAACAACACAAAAUACACACACAGUCACUUGCCGAUACCUGUAGACGAUACACCUAGUUAUUUUUAAACAAUGCUUUGCUCCUCUCUCCUCUUCUCUCAUCAGGGCUCUCCGCUCUCAUCUUUCUGGCCCUCUCCUUCAACGGCUUCGGAGGAAUCUGCUUGACCUUCACCUCCCUCACGGUGAGACACACACACAGAAAAAAUUAUAUGUCGAACAAUAUUUCACUGCAACAUUCUUCUCUAUACUUCUCAAACAAGACAGGCUGAAGCCCCGCCCCCUGACACUUAACAUACAGUUCCUCCACGCUUUGCCUGUUUCUCUCAGAAUGCACUCAACAGAUUCUUUCAAAACAGCAACAAAACUGCUUUCCACGUUGCUUCUAAACAUGAAACCACAUUUUUUCUAUUAUAAUAUUGAAUAUGUAGCCACUUUUUAAAGUUAGGAGCACCUGUGCUACCAAUAGAACAUUUUAAUUUAUACAACAGGUGGGUCUAAUCCUGAAUGCUGAUUGGUUAAACCCGCAUUCCAGACGGUGUCUAUUCCACAAGUUACCACCGGCUAAAGCUAUGACUUUAAAAUGCCUAUUUACUCUGUUCAUCUGACUGUGCAAUCCACUGUCUGAUCAGCCCAGCCAGGCACUUUAUAAACUUCAUCUCCACUAUAUAAAGCAUCUAGACAUCUCACAUUUAUUUUAGACUAACAUUUUGUUUUCAACAGCGGAGAUUUGUUUAAAACUUGCUGUCUGUCUCUCUGACAUUUGCAACAUUGUUUCAAUAUUAACAUUUGAUCUCCAGCUGUCUCAUAGUAAUGAAUGUGUCGGGACGAGACAGACAGGCAGCAUUUCUCAGCCAGUCGAAAUCAUGAAUCAGCUGGCAUAAUUUUUAUGGAUAUAUACAAAGAAAUGUAAAUUGAAAAAAGGUAAAAGGAAACGAAGUGCAGCUAGUUUGCAGUCUUUCCAGCUUCAAUUUGAAGUGACUGUGUUAGCUGUGUUGUUGUCUAGCUCCUCUGAACAACGGUGUCCUGACGAGUGAGCACAUGUUCUAUUCCAGGCGAAAUCGUGCCUCAUUAGCUCAUUGUUAUGGAUGUAUCCAAAUAAAUGUCUCUAGAAUACAGUUUAAACAAAUGCAAAUGUGGCUACUUUGCUGUUAUUCCUUCUGCAGACGUGACUGUAAGUUAGCCGUAGUUGGCUAGCUAGCAAGCAAGGGAUAAGAAUGUUGCCAGCCAUUAUGGCAAUGGAACAUUUAGAACUAACGACUGGGUCACGUCCAUAGAUACAGAACAAAAAUAUUGAACGACUGGGUCGCGUCUCUAGCAACCGAACCGAUAGAACGAAUGACCAGCCGGCUUGGGAGCAACCCUAGAUUUGUGUCGGGACUAUAUCUUGUGGAAGGAUGAAAUAGUAUGAAUAAAUUAAUCUUUUUUUUUAUUUUUAUGAAAUGAUGUCAAUCAUUAUUUGAAUAUGUUGGUAACCCAUUGUAUAAAAGUGAUAAUGCCCUCGAAGCCGGUGUUUGGAGGAUAUAUUGGCACGGUUUACUAACAACAGCCGUGCCAAUAUAUCGUCCAAACAUCGGCUUCUCGGGCUUGAUCACUUUGUAUAGGAUGUUCUAAGUCCACAACAAUGCUUAAACCACAUCGGGAGAUCCCUUUUGAGGUCUGGAAACAAUACACAUUUUUAGGGGGGGGGGGGGGGGGGGGGGGGGGGGGUAUAGUUGCCCUUUAAUUCAAUUGUGCACUAUGUUUGGCUAGCUGUGUUUUUUGUGUGCUGUACAAUGGACAGUGUAGGCUACAUAUAAUGGUAGAGUUUGCACAACAAAUGCCCUGCGAUUGAUACAAAUAAUAAUGAUAUCAUUCUGCCAGGUAGGCCUACUUUGCAGUCAACAUUUAAUUGGGAAUGUUUUUGGGAAAGACUUUAGAAAUGUUCAGUCAAAUAGCGCAUAAUUACUGAAUUGUGCAUCGCAAAGAUUCAACCAAGACCACAUUUACAUUUUAGUCGUUUAGCAGACGCUCUCAUCCAGAGUGACUUACAGUUAGUGCAUUCAUUUUAAGAUAGCUAGGUGGGACAACCACACAGUGUCUUCAGAAAGUAUUCAUACCCCUUAACUUAUUUUCUCACCCAUCUACACACAAUACCCCAUAAUGACAAAGUGAAAACAUGUUUUUAGAAAUGUUUGUAAAUUUACUUAAGUAUUCACUCCCCUUUGAUAUGACACUUCCUUUGCUCAUCCUUGAGAUGUCACCACAACUUGAUAGGAGUCCACAUGUGGCCAAUUCCAUUGUUUGGACAUGAUUUAGAAAGAAACACCUGUCUAUAUAAGGUCCCAAAGUUGACAGUGCAUGUCAGAGCAGAAACUAUACCAUGAAGUCCAAGGAACUGUCCGUAAUCUCCGAGAUAGAAUUGUGAUGAGGCAUACAGAACCAGUCAAAAGUUUGGACACCUACUCAUUCAAGGGUUUUUCAUAGCCAUUGGCUUCAUCUCUAAUCAAUCACCUCCCUCUGAACUCGUAUCCCCGUUUUGUGUACCACUGUUUAUGUUCCCCCAGUAUUUACAUUUACGUCAUUUAGCAGACGCUCUUAUCCAGAGCGACUUACAGGAGCAAUUAGAGUUAAGUGCCUUGCUUAAGGGCACAUCGACAGAUUUUUCACCUAGUCAGCUCAGGGAUUAGAACCAGCGACCUUUCGGUUACUGGCACAAAACUCUUACCCACUAAGCUACCUGCCACCUGUAUGCGCUUGUUUGAUGCAACAUGGAGAUUUCAGCCAUUUUUCAGCAGAUUUCAGUCCAUUAUGUUGUUUUUAUUGGGAGAGUAAGUUUUCCCCACAAGCGCAACACACGUUGACCACACAGAUUUUUAUAGUAUUUGAACCCAGGCCUGACCCAUAUCACUGAAAAAAGAAUACUUUUUGGCCUGUUUGUAUGAUGUGCCAAUAAGGUGUUUUUGCGGCAUAGAUGAAUGACAAUUACCUAGUAUUGAUUGUUGAGUAAUAUGGUGGUGGUCAGCAACAUAGAGGACAGAGGAUUGUGUUGUGUCUGGAAGGUAUUUGUUUGUUUGUGUGUGUGAUGUGGUGUGUGCACGUCAUAUGAUAUAGGGCACCUUGUCUGUGUUUAUCUUGGGCAACCAGUGUGCUAUUAUUACCCUACUGUAGCGCUGUGUUACCGUAUCUUAGUCAGGUGUUGUUUUGCCUUUUUCCGUAUGGAAAUUGUCCCACUUGUGCCUCCACCAAUCAGAAGCCCUGAGUCGUCACACACCCUCCUCUGCUCCGCCCAUCCACCUCUACCCAAAACACACAAGGGCACUCUCGCUCUCUCUCUCUCUCUCCCUUCCCCCCUCUCUCCCUCUCUUCUCAGAGCGUUUCUUCAUUAUCACACAUAUACACCAAUCUUGAUAGACAUUGACAUUCACUCCUCUCCAUUUGUCCCUUUCUGACCCCUCUCUAUGAUGUGUCUCUGUUUUGCCAAAAUGCAAGCUGUUCCAUAUGUGACAGAGAUGAAAAUCUCAGUUAGAGGCAUACAAAGAGGGGGAAUCUAGUAGCAACAACUAGGAUGGGUUGCUAAUAUGACUAGGAUUGUGCCUUUGGCUUCUGGACAACUAAAGAAAGUUGACAUGAAAACCAAUAGAACAAAAGAGAAAUGCUGGUUAAUACCAUCUGGAAGUCUUUAUAAAAUAAUUGCCUCCACAUUUCUAUGGAUGGAUUUUGGCUAGGCUACUCUGAAGCAAGGUAAGACAUGCCUCAUUAUUUAAAGUAAAACGUUCAGGUUUCAAACAAUUAUACAGCCUCAAGCUCACAUUGUAUAGUGGUGGGUGACGCGCUGAUAGCCUGCCUAACGUUGACUAUAGCAUAUGCACUGGAAUGGCGAAUGGGAGGCACGCUUUAAUUACGAGUUGAGAUAGAAAAAAUAUAAAAAAUAGUAGCUAUUUUUAGUCGUGGCCAUAAAAAACUGUUUUUAACUUGUGAUUACGUUUAAGAAUUGUUAUUUGUUGUGCAAUGACUAGGCUUACAAAAGCACUUGCAUUCCAGUACCAGAUUUUUGAGGAGCUGCUCUCGCACUGUCUCAAACUAGGCUCUGUAUGCUCUGCGCGUGACAUCUCUGACAUGACCAACAGCCAACAUCAAGUAGCCUGCUGUCCGGUCAUGACCACCUGCACACACUCAUAAAAAAGGACUGAGUGAGCAGUUGAGAAUAAAAAAGACAUGGCAGUGGACAUCAAAUCAAAUGUUAUUUGUCACAUGCGCCGAAUACAACAGGUGUAGACUAUACAGUGAAAUGCUUACUUACAAGCCCUUAACUAACAAUGCAGUUUUAAGAAAGAACACAUAAAAAAUCACAAAAAAUACAAUAUAUAAUAAUACGAAAUAAAAUUAACAAAUAAUUAAACAAUAGCGAGGCUAUAUACAGGGGGUACCGGUACAGAGUCAAGGUAAUUGAGGUAAUAUGUACAUGUAGGUAGAGUUAUUAAAGUGACUAUGCAUAGAUAAUAAACAGAGUAGCAGCAGCGUAAAAGAGGGGGGGGGGGGGGCAAUGUAAAUAGUCUGGGUAGCCAUUUGAUUAGAUGUUCAGGAGUCUUAUGGCUUGGGGGUAGAAGCUGUUUAGAAGCCUCAUGGACCUAGACUUGGAGCUCCGGUACCGCUUGCCGUGCGGUAGCAGAGAGAACAGUCUAUGACAAGCUGCUCCACUACAGCCCCGUCGAUGAGAAUGGGGGCGUGCUCGGUCCUCUUCUUUUUCCUGUAGUCCACAAUCAUCUUCUUUGUCUUGAUCACAUGGAGGGAGAGGUUGUUGUCCUGGCACCACACGGCCAGGUCUCUGACCUCCUCCCUAUAGGCUGUCUCGUCGUUGUCGGUGAUCAGGCCUACCACUGUUGUGUCAUCGGCAAACUUAAUGAUGGUGUUGGAGUCGUACCUGGCCAUGCAGUCAUGAGUGAACAGGGAGUACAGGAGGGGACUGAGCACGCACCCCUGAGGGGCCCCCAUGUUGAGGAUCAGCGUGGCGGAUGUGUUGUUACCUACCCUUACCACCUGGGGGUGGCCCGUCAGGAAGUCCAGGAGCCAGUCGCAGAGGGAGGUUUUAGUCCCAGGGUCCUUAGCUUAGUGAUGAGCUUUGAGGGCACUAUGGUGUUGAACGCUGAGCUGUAGUCAAUGAAUAGCAUUCUCACUUAGGUGUUCCUUUUGUCCAGGUGUGAAAGGGCAGUGUGGAGCGCAAUAGAGAUUGCAUAAUCUGUGGAUCUGUUGGGGCGGUAUGCAAAUUGGAGUGGGUCUAGGGUUUCUGGGAUAAUGGUGUUGAAAUGAGCCAUGACCAGCCUUUCAAAGCACUUCAUGGCUACAGACGUGAGUGCUACGGGUCGGUAGUCAUUUAGGCAGGUUACCUUAGUGUUCUUGGACACAGGGACUGUGGGGGUCUGCUUGAAACAUAUUGGUAUUACAGACUCAGACAGGGAGAGGUUGAAAAUGUAAGUGAUGACACUUGCCAGUUGGUCAGCGCAUACUCAGAGUAUACGUCCUGGUAAUCCGUCUGGCCCUGCGGCCUUGUGAAUGUUGACCUGUUUAAAGGUGUUACUCACAUCGGCUAUGGAGAGCGUGAUCACGCAGUCGUCCGGAACAGCUGAUGCUCUCAUGCAUGUGUCAGUGUUACUUGCCUCGAAGCGAGCAUAGAAGGUAUUUAGCUCGUCUGGUAGGCUCGUGUUACUGGGCAGCCGGUGUAGUACGAUUCGAUCUUAGUCCUGUAUUGACGCUUUGCCUGUUUGAUGUCUCGUCAGAGAGCAUAGCGGGAUUUCUUAUAAGCUUCCGGGUUAGAGUCCCGCUCCUUGAAAGAGGCAGCUCUACCCUUUAGCUCAGUGCGGAUGUUGCCUGUAAUCCAUAGCUUCUGGUUGGGGUAUGUACGUACAGUCACAUACGCGCGCACCGCACACAACACACACAACGGCCCGAGAUCCUUUUAAAGCGUAAAUUCACAUAGCCACGCAUGCUUCGCCCUCAUGUUGGUGCUAGCAAAAUAUCAAGCAGGCUAGGUAGUGCUAGGUAUCAGCCAAUCCAGUAGGGGCUGGACACUAUAGUGAGCUUCGAUUGGUCAAUAGCAAUGUGAUGUUGCAGAGUAUUUGCAUAAAGUUCAGCUUUCCCCAACUUUCACGUCCCUCUCCCAUGCUCGCAUCGCCCAACGGUCCCCGCCCACUUCGCUUCCUUCAUUGAAAAUGAAUGGGCUUCCGUUGUUUCAUCGUCCCCAACGUGCUAUGUGGAUCUCUUGUGACAGACGGGGACAGUCCUGUGCCAUUUCAGAAAGUUGCAGGAAAAUACAAAUCACUGAUGCAUUUUGUUAAUGUCUUCUGAUUAACUUGGGCAAAUUAAUACAUUUUCUAAUAAGUUCAAUACAUUAAGUUGAUUUCCUAUUAAGUUCAAUACAUUUUUGAAUAGUGUUGAAUUCCGUUUUAAUGAUUCCGUACGUGUUUUCCGCAACGCAGAUUUUAUAGGACCCUAGUAAAUGGUAGUACAGGUCCAAUGCUUAACAAUCUGAAAGGGACGCACCGUGAGACCCAAACCUUUGCUGGCAGCAGCGCAGCUGCAUUAUGAAUUCACAUGGAAUGUUAUGGAUUUAAGGGAAAAACCGAUACAAAAAUGGCUUUUCAAACGUUAAGAGAAAUGAUCCAUUUGUCACAUCCCUACUUCCUACUGUAAACUUUGGAAAGAGUGAGGAGGCCUUCAGCUGUAUAUUCUCUUUCUUUGGGGACCCUAACAUCAACUCAAGUACACUUUUUGUCUCGCUCACUCUCUCUCGGUCUUCCCCUUCUCUUUCUCUCUGUUUCUCUCAGACACAUUCUCUUUUCACAGAUGUACUUUUUUUUAAAAAUCUAUCCUAGAAUGUAUUUUCAAAUCCAUGUCAAAUUUCCAGUAAUUCACAUGUACCUGAUGUAUGGUCUCUGUCAGAAGAGUGGAGGCUGUUAUAGCAGCAAAGGGAGGACAAACUCCAUAUUAAUGCCCAUGAUUUUGGAAUGAGAUGUUCGACGAGCAGGUGUCCACAUAUUUUUGUAGUGUAGGUCAUUCCUCUCUGCGAAACUCAUGUGUUUCCACUGACCCUGGCUGUCCAAACAGGGAUGUCAUGUGCUUGAAGGACAUGUGUUAAAUGUGACCUUUAUGUGCUCCUGUGGGAAUAUCUCCUCCUGCACACACACACACACACACAGAGAUACACACACACACACACAGAGACACACAAACAGACACAGGCACCGAGACGCUCUGUCUCACUGUGAUGUACAGUUAGGUAACAGUCCAACAGGCAUACGUCAAGACCAACAGGCAUACGUCAAGACUGGCAUAAAACAUGGCUAGAAUAAGUUUACUUUGACAUUUGUAAGAGAUACUAACUUUUCUCUGUGUGUUUUUAGCACAUGGCCCCUGUCACUCACAUUCCCAAAAUCCGUCAGAGAUCAUCCUGGUAUGUCUGUACCGUUACAUGUUGUCUGCGCCAGGAUGUGAAAUAUUUGCCUUCUAGGAACCCAUCAAUGAGGACGGGUGUUUCAGAUGUCUUUUACUAGUCCAGUGUCAUGUCGGACCACGGCCAGGAACAGUUUUACCGUGUGCUCGCCGGCCUGUUGUUGUGCCAGACCUGACUCCUCUGACAUGGCCCCAGGGAGACCUCUAGGCUCCAGCUACACACCAAACUGGUGCCAGUCCACGCUGUCAGGGGGUGACAAAAAGUUCACAACUUCCCCUCGCUCACGGCGUCAUGUUUGAUUUUCAGUCGGCACGAGUACUGCUGCUCUUCGAAAGAAAGUAUUGUGUCAACAUAUUUCCCUAAACUCCCAGAGAUUCAGUUAGGCAAAUAACUUCAAUAGGCAUCUUGACUUGUUGAAACUAACAUUAAGUUCCCCUUUGGGAGCACUCAUCAGGGCUGCAAGGUGGCUCUGUAGUCUGUACUUACAAGUAAUAAUGACUUUCAUAGUGAUCCUGAACAUGAAGAAAUUAUCAUCACUUUUUUAAAUCAAGGGACAUUGACACUGCAUGUCAGAGCACUGAUGUUAAUUGCUUACGCAACGUUGAUGUAUGGUUGCUAAUAGAGAACGUCUGUGCUGAAAAUGGCCUAGCUUGUGAACAGUACUCUUAUUGAAUGUCAUUGGGUCCCAAAAAAAAAAGAUGUAAUUAUGCUUCAAUCCUUCUGCCUCUAUGUCUAUUAUUAACUUUAUUAAAUGCUAGGAAAUCGUUUUAGUGUGAUACUUACUUCCUCUGCCAAAGUGAUACUCUAGAUACUGUAGGCUUGUGCUGGGCUUCUGUUUUACUCAAUACCUUUGUCCCCUCUGCUGGUGAAAUUGCAUUACUGCACUCCUAAUACACAGUCAAACAAGACUUUCGUAGGACAGUGUCUGUGCUCUCAUAUUGUAUCAAUGUGUGUUGAUUGUGGUCAAAUUGUCAAUGUUUGAGACUGUUCAUACAUUUAUAUCUCUCUCUUUCUUCCUCAUCCCCUGUUCCCCACCCCUCUCCCUCCAGCUACCCAACAUGUUUGGCAGUCUGAGCUCCACAAUCAUGUCUCUGAUGAUUGGCUCCUACGCUUCCUCAGCUGUCACCUUCCCUGGAGUCAAGGUAACCAUGAUGGAUGCACAUUUUACAUUUGUCAGAAAUGGAUGCAUAUUUGUUACCGUUGCCCCGUAUCACUUCUAUACAAAUAGAAUGCACGUUCGUCCUUCAGAUGUUAUGUGAAGAAGUCAAGGAAAUGUCCACAGUAAGCCUCAAAUAUUUAUACUAUUCUAUACUAAUAACACCCCAUUUUCUCUUCGUCCCUCUCUAAGCUGAUCUAUGAUGCGGAUGUGUCGUUCCGGGUGAUCAUGUGGGUGUGGUCGGGUCUAGCAGGCUUAGUCUUCCUCAACUGUUUCCUCAACUGGCCAGUGGAGGCCUUCCCCACACCUGACGAGGUCGACUACAGGUCAGUACAACACUAAAACAACAUCAGAUCACAAAAGAAUGGCUAUUACAAUAUUAUCAUAAUACUUCCACAAUGCUAGAACAAUACAGAUAGGUGAAAACUUGAUCAGGUUACUGUAGUACUUAGAGUGACAGUUAAGUAGACAAGUAGAAAUACAACAGUUACCAUACUGAAAUGCAACAAGAGUUAAUAAACAACUAUUUCUCCUUCCGUUCUUUUCCUCUUUAACAGUAAGAAGUUAGCGCUGACUUAUGUGUCUGGGGACCAUAAGGGUGUGGGAGAGAGGUUGAGUCAGAAGAAUGGAAGCCUGAACGGAGACCUGAAACACUCCACUGAGAAACUCCCAGCUGACACACAGAGUGAGUACAGAACACACACAUGAAAACACAACAGCAGCUCUAGCAGCUCUUGCUCACAAACACAUCCCAUAGACCCAUAUUAACUGUCUGCCUUCUCUCUCGUUCUCUCAGAUGUCAUUCCAUUCCGUAGGUCGGUGUUCUCGCCCAUCUUCCUAUGGAGUCUGGUUACCAUGGGGAUGACCCAGCUCAGGAUCAUUUUCUUUAUGGGCGCCAUGAACAAGAUGCUGGAGUUUCUCGUCACCCACGGCGACCCUCACGGUGAGUAACUGACAAACCAGACCAACUGACAGUCAACUGACAAACCAGACCAACUGAUAGUCAACUGAAAACCAGACCAACUGAUAGUCAACUGACAAACCAACACACUGUCAUGACUGGGCCCUAUUCCCUCCAUGUAAAUGUGUUCUAAUCAAGUUGUCCUCCUUUCUUUCCUCAGCUUCUGAGGAGUUGAUCGUCGAGGCAAAGGAGAAAGGUGGGAAAUAUCUCCUGGUGAAAGUGACGUGUCCUUGUCAUGUGUAUGUAUGCAUGUCUAAAUGUGUGUUCUCUCCUCUCCAGUGAGUUUCUACUCGUCCAUCUUUGGCACCCUGCAACUGCUCUGCCUGGUCACCUGUCCUGUGAUUGGCUACAUCAUGGACUGGAGGAUGAAGGAGUGUGUGGCAGAGACAGAGAAGAGGUGUGUGUGUGAGAGAGAGAAAGCAAAAGCAGCGCGUGAAUGACACCGUGACAUUCGGGGGGGGUCUCUAUUGGACGCGUGCAUGUAACAUAUUAAUGGGCCUAAUAGUCAAGACGUCAUUUAACGACAAAAAUGAAUUACCUUUUUAUGUGGCAUGAACACAACCAGUCAUGAUGUUUUCAUCUGAUUGUCAAACAAAUCACUUCAAAAAGAAGGCUACCUGUGCAUGUUCGUCCACUCCAAAAUAAUUCUCGCAUCCAAACAGUGCACUGCAUGUGCACUCGCACAGUUUGAUGAACUGAAAUGUACAUCUGUUACAAAACACCAAAAAGUGUGCCUAAUGAUUAGGCCUACAUUAAUUGAUUUAUCUUGCUGCCAAAUUGACCUUUUUUGUAGACUGAAAAGUUGGUACACCUGAAAUGGGUCUGAAACUGUCCCGGGAAAAAGGGAUGGUCACCCUAACACACACGGUCAAUUUACUAGACUAGGCUACAAUGUGUAGGCCCACCUCUCAGCGAGAACAACAAUGUGGUAUGUCGUAGCCCACCCUUUUCAAGCCGAUGACACAAUCGACUCAGGAUAAAUUCUUGUCAUCAUCCAACAUAAUUGAUGAGUCUCCCGGUCACGGCCGGCUGCGACAGAGCCUGGAUUCGAACCAGAAUCUCUAGUGGCACAGUUAGCACUGUGAUGUGCCUUGACCACUGGCACUCAGGAGUAGGUCAAUGGUAAGCUUGCAAAUUACAUGUGUGCCAUUACCAUAUCUGCAAUUGAUUAGCUUAGAUAUAUACAGUGCAUUCUGAAAGCAUCAGAACCCUGGACUUUUCCAAAUUGAUUAUGUUACAGCCAUAUUCUAAAAUUGAUUAAAUAGUUUUCCCCCUCAUCAAUCUAUCUCAUCAAUCUAUCACAAGUCAUCACACAAUCACAAUUUAGAAACAGAGCCAAUGAAUUGAUAGGCAUUGUAAACAGUAAAAUAUUGGAGAUGUUUAUUUUAGUGCUUGCCCGCACAAGAAAAUAGUGAUUCAGGAUCACGGAUAGCUACCACAACUCGGCACAGAGAGCAGUGUGAUUUUUAAAUACAAAACGUACAAAGUAGGAACAGAGACUUAAUAGGGAAUUAGUGACACAACAAUCAACAACAAGAGCAUGAGAAAUACACAAAUAAAAGGAUAAACAUCAAGUACAUUCCUCUGUGAACAGGUAGCCUACACAUUCAAUAUAAUGCAAAUAUUGAUAGAAAAUAAUAAAGCAAAUGAAAUGGUCUACUUCUUGUGGCCAGGGAGAACACCAGUACCCGCGCACACCUGAAAAACAAAGCAAUGAGCGCUCUAAACAGCUGACUGACAAAAGCAAACAAUGGUAAAUCAACUGAUAAAUCUAAUGCGUUGGAAUAAAGGCCUUUUUUUUUAGCAAGGACGCAUGGCAAACAAAUGGCGAAAAUUAGUAAGUACAAAGGAAAAUCUAUGCGUAAAGGAGCUCAGCUGAGGCCAAAAUUCAGUAGUGGACAGCGCUACGGUCUAGCCAGCUAUAGAAUUCUACCAUCCGAACAGCACUCCGCCUGCCUUGGAUGACAAGUGCAGCCCUGUAGAAGUAAAUGGUUUAAACCAUGACAGAGAGGUGGGGGUGUUAGUUUCAUUUGGAAGCUUUUAUUUUAAUAUUUACCACUGUAAAACAUAUUUACCACUGCAUUUUAAACAAAUAGGAGAAUGGUAAAAUUAUAAUUAUUUAGAGACCCCCCAAAGUUUGACUUUUGUUGCAUUCAGGGGAGCUGAACCCCCCUGGCUCCCCUGUAAUUCGCACCCUGAGAGAGAGAGAAAGAGGGGAGGGAGGGCAGGGGGAAAGAAGGCAUAAUGGGAACUUUGUGGAAAAAUAGAAUGGAUAGAAUGGGAAAAGAGGAAAGAGGCUAAAUGGAUGUAAGAGGUGAGGUUGAUGUCUUAUCUCCUUGUCCCUGUCCAAUCCCACAAAGACCAGCAGACGGGCCGACGAGAGACAAAAAGAUCCAGAAAAUCACCAAUGCCAUGAGAGCCUUCAUCUUCACCAACCUGCUACUGCUGAUGUUCGGAGUGUGCUGUCUGAUAGACAACCUGCAACUUCAGGUACACACACACACACACAAAUGAUCCCUCGUUCAUUCUGACAUACUGUAUUAUCAGACAAACAAAAAUACCCAAAUUUCAACAUUCUUUCACCCGCUGUAGAUCCUGACCUUCAUCCUCCACACCAUGGUCAGAGGGUUCAUCCACUCCUGCUGUGGAGGCCUGUAUGCUGCUGUGUAAGUUCUCAACUUCCUCAUCUUCAUCAUACAACUCCAUCAUCAUCAUCUUUAAAUACAGAAAUUUACUUGAGAAAUAAUUUUGCUCCCUCAGGUACCCCUCUAACCACUUUGGUACUCUGACUGGGCUGCAGUCGAUGAUCAGUGCUGUGAUCGCCCUGCUGCAGCAGCCCCUCUUCAUCGUCAUGGUGGGAUCCCUGCACGGAGACCCCUACUGGGUGAGACACACACACACGCUCAGAGUUUUACCAUGCAGUUACCCAUACAAUACUUUUUAACCCCCUAACUUCCCAUAUCUCCUUCACCCAUCAGAUCAACCUGGGCAUGAUCCUCUUCUCAUUGGGUGGCUUCCUGUUGCCUGGAUACCUGUUCUACCAUCGCAGACACCUGAUCCAGGAGAAGGAAGCUCGAGAAAAGAAUGCCAUUGGCCAGGAGAGCGAGGCUCUCAACCACUCAGAGCACAACGGCCUCAAACACCAUAGCAACGGUCACAGCAUCCAGUAA